GGCGGACUUGAGAGUGCAGCGGUGCGAGGCGAUGGGCUCGUGCGGGGCGCUGGGCCUGGGGCUGCUGCUCGCCGCCGUGUGCGGGGCGGCGGCCGAGCUCCAUACCCUGCGGUACAUCCGUACGGCGAUGACGGAUCCCGGCCCCGGGCUGCCGUGGUUCGUGGACGUGGGGUACGUGGACGGGGAACUCUUCAUGCACUACAACAGCACCGCUCGGAGGGCUGUGCCCCGCACCGAGUGGAUAGCGGCCAACACGGACCAGCAGUACUGGGACAGAGAGACGCAGAUCGUACAGGGCAGUGAGCAGAUUAACCGCGAGAACCUGGACAUACUGCGGCGGCGCUACAACCAGACCGGCGGGUCUCACACAGUGCAGUGGAUGUCCGGCUGUGACAUCCUCGAGGAUGGCACCAUCCGGGGGUAUCAUCAGGCAGCCUACGAUGGGAGAGACUUCGUUGCCUUCGACAAAGGCACGAUGACGUUAACUGCGGCAGUUCCAGAGGCAGUUCCCACCAAGAGGAAAUGGGAGGAAGGAGGUUAUGCUGAGGGGCUGAAGCAGUACCUGGAGGAAACCUGCGUGGAGUGGCUGCGGAGAUAUGUGGAAUACGGGAAGGCUGAGCUGGGCAGGAGAGAGCGACCCGAGGUGCGAGUGUGGGGGAAGGAGGCCGACGGGAUCCUGACCUUGUCCUGCCGCGCUCACGGCUUCUACCCGCGGCCCAUCGUUGUCAGCUGGCUGAAGGACGGCGCGGUGCGGGGCCAGGACGCCCAGUCGGGGGGCAUCGUGCCCAACGGCGACGGCACGUACCACACCUGGGUCACCAUCGAUGCGCAGCCGGGGGACGGGGACAAGUACCAGUGCCGCGUGGAGCACGCCAGCCUGCCCCAGCCCGGCCUCUACUCGUGGGAGCCGCCACAGCCCAACCUGGUGCCCAUCGUGGCGGGGGUGGCUGUCGCCAUUGUGGCCAUCGCCAUCGUGGUUGGUGUUGGAUUCAUCAUCUACAGACGCCAUGCAGGGAAGAAGGGGAAGGGCUACAACAUCGCGCCCGGGAGCACAGGACUGGGUCUCACAGCUGUUCCUCCCUUAUAGACAGGGAAGGUGGAUCCAGCAGCUCGAGCACAGGGAGCAACCCCUCCAUCUGAGUGCUGUGCUUCAGCCUGCAAGGAGCCAACAGUCCACACCAGCAUUUGGGGUCGGUGAUGGACACAGCCCCAUCCUCUUGACCUCUCAGAUGUCCCUCUGCUUCCUAUGCUGACUGUUAUUCUUUGCCUGCACUGCUUCCUGUGAAAUAAAAUGAUGGGCCAUUCUGUGCUCAGCUUGCCUGCAUUCUGCACUGUGCUGUGGUUGGGGAUGGGGUGGGUGAGGGGACCGUGUCCCAGUUUGGCUGCUCAGGGUGCAGAUGUGGCCCUGUGCUGAGUACCCACUGCCCUCCCCCCCAUCUGCCUGCUGCUCACUCCCCCCUGUGUACCCCCAUCCCUUCUCACCUCUCCUCUGUGACCCCAUGCUGGUGGUUGCUUGCUCCCUGUCCUGGCAGAACUCUGAUUUUCCCAAUGGCAUCCCUGGGUGUUGGGAUGUGGUCUCCUUGGUCCUCCCCCCAGCAGUCACUGCACAUAUCCACCCCACUUCCCCCCCAGGUUGUUGUCCCACACCACUCCUAUUUCCCUCUCCUCCUUCCACCCCCUUCUCCCCCCCCCCCCCCCCCCCCCCAUCCAGCUGCCUCUGCAAUCCUCACCCACAACCUUGCCCACUCCACCUCCCUCAUCCCGCCCUUCCCCCAGCUCUCCUGUCCCUGCUGGGCCCCCUCCCCUCACAUUGUACCCUACACCCAAAUAAAUACGUUUGUUCUGCUGCCCUCCA
Gallus gallus (chicken) is the source of this 1855-nucleotide messenger RNA. RefSeq names its product Major histocompatibility complex class I antigen BF2 (gene BF2). Gene Ontology annotation, biological process: immune response. The transcript has 8 exons. Bases 32 to 1087 code for a protein of 351 amino acids. Gene Ontology annotation, cellular component: external side of plasma membrane. The record is from RefSeq and is a predicted model, not a curated record. NCBI's taxonomy places the organism in Eukaryota, Metazoa, Chordata, Aves, Galliformes, Phasianidae.